Molecule: messenger RNA, 528 nt
Organism: Pochonia chlamydosporia 170
Lineage: Eukaryota; Fungi; Ascomycota; Sordariomycetes; Hypocreales; Clavicipitaceae
Exons: 2
Coding region: 1-528 (175 amino acids)
Source: RefSeq, a predicted model, not a curated record
AUGACAAUGACAAAGAUUGAUGGCCUGGUUGACCAAAACAUUUGCCGGUCACCUGACGCGUGCAAAAAGGGACGCACACCACCUUGGAGUCACCAUCCUGGAGUCAUGCCAGGCACUCUGCAUCAAACGGCCCGCCCCAAUGCAGUUCAGCCUCGUGCCGCUAUUGUUAUCAUUCGACCAGGCGCUUGGUCUUUGCGGGACGAACCUCGCAGGCACAUCAAGAGACCGACCAACAUCGUCAACAUCCCGGAUAUCUUGCUCUCAAGCACUGCGACUGGGGCUGGGAGGCAACAGGAGGCUGAGAGGUCAACUGUUCUUUCUGUCCCAGCCAUUGUCUUUUUAGACGGAACCAUCACGCUCUGCCUCAGAAUAUUGCAGCCCGUCUGCACUGUACAGUCAAUCAAGGACCAUUCACUUCGAAGCUGCAAUGGUGCUUCCGUACCUGCGCCUCCCUUCCAGCUGGCACCCUGCGGGACCCUGGUGCUUCACUUUGAGCGGUUGACGUCGCCAAACAUCAGACCAAACUGA